CGCGGGCCCACGCUGGGGGCGGGCUCUUGCGUGAGGGGCGGGGCCGGUGUGGGCGGGGCCAUGCCUGGGGGCGGGCUUUGCGCUUCGACCUGCGCCCGCCCUGGCCGCUGCGCUGGAGAGCGGUGCCCGUCAGCGGGACGGCCGCAGACGCUGAGUGCGGUGGAGCGUUUAGGUAGCAAGUGAGAUUGUGACAAUAAAAGCUCAAGGCCAGGCCUGCUGGCGUUGGGGGUGGACGGCAGCCGAAGGUGGCCCAAGUCCCCGGGCCCCUGCGCCCACCUGGGAGACCUGGGUGGAGCUCCUGGGCCAGCCCUGGGCAUCUGGGGAGUGGACAAGCGGCUGGAAGCGCUCUCUCCUUCCCUCUCUUCCUUCCUCACUCUGCCUUUCAAAUCAAUUUUAAAGAACCAGUUUGCUGCCUUUGUCACACUGGUCUCGUCUCGGGGAAGCGGCUGCUGUGUGGUUCCCGGCUUGGCGGCGGCGGUGCCACUUCCCCACCACCACCACCACCAGCUGCUGCCUGUACCGGGCCGGCCCCGAGCCUCCCCCCUUCUCUCUCACUGGCUGUGCGGGGCGACCUCAGCUCCAGAUCUCACACCUGCCAGGACACUUUUCCACCCGGGGUCACACACAGGUGCUGGGGUCAGGCCUGCUUCUCAGGAAGCUCUGUCCUAUCUGCUUUAUCCACUGAUCAGGGCUCCCCCCGCCCCCAUCAAGGGAAGGAGACACGGCCGGGAGGCGGCUGUGCUGGGCACCCCGUCCAGCUUCCUGGUCCUGCUAAAGCCAUCAGAUGUCCCACGUGCCCGGAGCCGGCGCCCCCAGGAGGCUUCCGAGACACUGUUUGUGUCUGUUUCGAGCUGUCUCCUUGGGAACCUGCACUGCCGGGGCCCAGAGCCUGGAGGAGACGCCUUCCUCCAGGGAGGCUGGAAGCCCCUGACCCCGCCAGGGCCGCACAAGGAGGAGCGCUCAGCGGCGGAGCCGGCCGGGGCUGCGAGCUCCCGGGAUGGGCUGCUUGGGGAGCGCCGCCCUGUCUGUCCUCGUGUUUGUGCCCCUCUGUCUGUGCGGGGCUUCGGCACAGGACGCCGGCCCUGCCGGGCCAAGAAGGCCGUUUCUCGAGAGGCUGCGAAGACUGGAAGAGCAGUUCCGGAGACUCCAGGAAGUGACGCUGGUGCACCUGCAGGCCAUCGCCGACAGCUACAACGCGUCCGUGGGCGUGCACGCCCGGCUCCAGGGCCUGGCUGCGGAGAGCCGGGCCGCGGCUCUGGCACUCAACCAGUCACAGGCUGCCGUGCAGGGGGACCUGGCGCAGCUGCAGGCCUGGGCGAGGAAGGCGCAGCGCAGGAGCAGGAGGGUGGGGGCGCGGCUGCGGGCCCUGGCCCUGGCCCUGAGCGAGAAGAGUGCGCGGCGCUCCCAGGAGGAGAAGCAGCACCAGGCACAGAGGGAUGCCGUCUCGGGCCUGGGCCUGGACGUGCGGGCCCUGCAGGACGCACUGGCCCGCCUGACACUCCACGUCCAUGGCCAGGAUGCCAGGCUGGCUGCCCUUGAAGGGCGGCAACCUACGGCCAAGCCCGGCACCACAGCCCCCAGGCUGACCCCAACCCCAGCCCGGGCACCACCUGCGCAGUCAGGCCCGAGCCCCCUGCAGCUGCAGGGCCACAGGCAGGGUCCUGGGGCUUCUCCUGGAUCCAGGAGCCCUGCUCAGGACUUGAGUGCUGGUCUCCAGCGGACACGGGAGCCCCCCGCCCCAGGCAGUCAUCAGGUGCUCACUGGGGCUGCCAUCACUCAGAGGGACCCUCCUCCGUGGGCGCCGACCCCCCAGGGGCCAGGAGAGGCUUGCGGCCUGGGCCCUGUGCUGGUUUUCCCCAACGCCUCCACGGAGAACGUGGCCUUCCUCGGGCUGGGCCUCCCUGUGGCCCUGCGGGCCCUGUCCUUCUGCAGCUGGCUGCGCACGGCCCCCGGCCGCCUGGGCACCCUCCUCUCCUACGCCACCGAGGACAACGACAACAAGCUGGUGCUGCACGGCCGAGACUCCCUGGCUCCGGGCACCGUCCACUUCGUGAUCGGUGACCCGGCCUUCAGGGAGCUGCCCCUGCAGUCACUGCUGGACGGCCGCUGGCACCACGUCUGCGUCAUCUGGACGUCCCUCCAGGGCAGUCCAGCUCUCUGCUGUGGCCUGGGAAAGCAGCGGAAGAUGACCCAAGUCCUCGGGGGACCUGGAGGAAGCUCCUGGCUCCUGGCUUUGGCCUGGCCCAGCCCCGGCCGUUGCGGCCAUUUGGGGAGUGAACCAGCAGAUGGAAGACCUCUCUCCCUGUAACUUUCAAAUCUUUUAAAAUGAUCACAUCUUAAAAAUAAAAAAACAAAUUUCAGAAAGCAGAGUGGGGAGUCCAGGCCUGGCGCCCACAGAAGCCCAGGGGCCAGAGACCCUCUGCCAGGUGCAGCCGAUUGAACCAUGGCGAGUGGCCACCCUGGCCCAGAGCCGGCAGCGGCCAGACGGAGCACAGGGGGCCUGAGUCUCCAGGCAGCACCUCCGGGGGCUCUGCUGCCCCCACCCUGCAGCUUAAGGUCAGCGUGUCCACCUACUCAGGAGUGGACUCCCCGAAGGUACUCAAGAGGUGCAAACGGCCCGGGGGUGGUGGGCACCUUACAGUGCCAAGGGGUGGGUGAGGGUCGCCCAGACGUCCCAGCAGCCACAGCGCUGCCGGCCAGGCAUCCACUGCGUCCUAGGCUCGCGAUUCUGGCAGACAUAGGGCAGGGUCGCCCCAGGAGGGCCGGGCGCUGGGCAAGGGCCCCGGGUGUGGUCAUCAGUGUCCCAGCGGCGCCCCGCCCCGCGUGGGUCCGCGGGGUCUGGGAUGGGCGGACGCUGGGAAGCCGUCCACGUCCCCCCCACCCGGGUCCGCGGCAGCUGCCCACGCGCGCUGGAGCUGGACGGCGCCUCUCGGGUCACCAAGGCCCACCUGCGCCCUGCGUCCCUGACGGAUCUGGGUCAGAGCGGAGCCUCCCAGAGGGGCCGUGCCUGCGGCGGGGGUCGGUCCCGCCGCGCCCACCCUCAGCCCUGUGUUUGAAACAGUCACGUGACCACGGAAGACGACUCGGCCCUGCUCUGACGGAGGCGACCUCUGGGACCCGGCUGCCCCCAGGGGUCGUCCCCGCGUCAGCUCGACCCUCGGGCCCCUCGCCACGAACCGCGGGCCUCGUCCCCCACAAACCCCGCUCAACCGCCUAACCCGGUCCACUCGGCCACGCCCACUCGGGGGUGCCCCGCCCCCAGCGGUGCAGCUC
Messenger RNA from Oryctolagus cuniculus (rabbit), 3273 nucleotides. It is a transcript of the gene PTX4, whose product is annotated as pentraxin 4. The record is from RefSeq and is a predicted model, not a curated record. NCBI's taxonomy places the organism in Eukaryota, Metazoa, Chordata, Mammalia, Lagomorpha, Leporidae.